Messenger RNA from Camellia sinensis, 1736 nucleotides. RefSeq names its product Galactose oxidase/kelch repeat superfamily protein. The record is from RefSeq and is a predicted model, not a curated record. NCBI's taxonomy places the organism in Eukaryota, Viridiplantae, Streptophyta, Magnoliopsida, Ericales, Theaceae. Gene Ontology annotation, molecular function: protein binding.
UCCCUCUCUCCUCGGUCUUUAUCACCCAACCACUCCCAUCUUUUCACUCUCUCACUCUCUCUCUGCCCAAAGUCCACUUUUAGUUCAACAUCUCACUCUCCACCCACCCACCCAAAUCGAAAAUCAACUAUUUGAAUCGAUUACUGGAACGAAAGCUUCAAUCUUUUGAAUCAUGGAAGAUUCAAUUUCAAAACCCACCAUCGAUUUCUUCAAUUGGGACUACCUUAGCUCAGACCUAACCGAACUCAUCCUCUCCUACCUCCCAAUUCGGUCCAUCGUUCGGUCCGCCGCCGUGUGCAAGCUCUGGCACUCCAUCAUCACCACCUCCUCCUUCUCCGCCCGCGUCUCCGCCGCCAAGAAACCCUGGUUCUUCCUCUACGGCCAAAACAACAUCUUCCUCAAGAACAACCAAGCUUUCGCUUUCGACCCAGAAGCCAACGAGUGGAUCAAACUCCCCAUCUCUCUCUUCCCUUUUCCCUCUUCCCAAGAAGAGUCCUUUAUCGGCUCCGGAGGCUUCUUCUUCACCACAACCUCUUCCAAAUUCAGCUACACUCCCAUUCUCAAAGGGGUUUGGCGUGAAACCCCUCCUCUCAGGUUCUCUCGCUGCAAUCCUCUCGUGGGUGUGUACACCGAUCACCCAUCUGGGUUGUCUCGAUUUAUUGUCGUUGGUGGUGUUAGGUUCAUUGGUGGGUUGGUUGAUAUUGAGGAUAGAUUAGCUGUUGAGAUAUACAAUCCCAAUUCUGAUUCUUGGGAGCUUUGUCCUCCUUUGCCUGCAGAUUUCAGGUCAGCAAAUUCGUCUCAAUGGUUGUCCUCUGCUUUGUUUAAAGGGAAAUUCUAUGUAUUUGGGAUUUGCUCAUGCUUUGUUUCAUCUUUUGAUUUGAACAAACACUUUUGGAGUGAGGUCCAGACACUUAGGCCUCCUGGGGUUUUGUUUUCAUUCUUGGUGUCUUGUCAAGAUCAACUUGUAUUAGCUGGAUUGUGCAAUGGCCCUCGUGGCCCGUCGUUUAAUUUGUGGAAGAUUGAUGAGAAAACAAUGGAGUUCAGUGAGAUAGCAAUCAUGCCUCAGGACUUACUUUAUUGUUUGUUUGAUAGUGAUGAGGAUGAUAAGUUUGCUAGCUUGAAAUGUGUUGGAUUAGGUAACCUUAUAUAUAUGUUCAAUGAAGAGCAUCACAGGAAUUACCCAGCUUGUGUUUGUGAGAUUAGUAGUGAUUCUGGUAAGUGCAGUUGGAGGAAGGUUCCGAAUUUGCCAGUACUGGCUAAUCGGUUCCACAAGGUUAUCAGCUUUUGUUCGACUGUUUCGCUUGAUAAUAUUCUUGGAGGUGAAGGGGAAGAACUUGGUCUGGAGCAGGCUAUUCAUUGACUGGCCAACUUAUAUGCUUGCAAAGAAGAUGUGCAAUAUUUAUGACAUUGGUGAAGGCCAUCUGGAAAGAAUAAGCAACUUGUGUUAGCAGUUCUGACAAUGGGCAUGCAAAUGUAAAACUAGGAGCAGGUCCUUGGUCUUGCACCGCCUUUGUUUGCUUCGCCAGGAGGUAUAAGUUUCCCAAUUUAACAGCUCGAUUAUUUUCAUAAGAGUGAUGAGGCCUUUGUAUCUCAGGGAUAUGAUCCAUCAGUCUCUCUUGUAUGAUUAGACUUGAAAUGCCCUCUUUGUAUUCUUUUUUUUUUUUUUUUUGGCUUUUGUAUUAAUGUAAACAUAUGAUUGCUUAUGAAUUUAAUCCUCAUAAUCAUUUCAUUUCAAA